AUGGAGCAUUUGCCGAUUCACUUGCCUCACGAAGCUAGCCUUGGAGGACUUGUGCAGUUUAGAUGGAUGUAUUGUUUUGAACGAUUCAUGGGCCAUCUAAAGAAAAAAGUGAAGAAUAAGGCAAAGGUAGAAGGUUCCAUUGUUGAGCAAUACAUCAAUGAAGAAAUUUCUACCUUUUGUAGUUAUUACUUUGAGCCACACAUUAAGACAAAAACCCGGAGAGAAGAUCGACACUAUGAUGGAGGUAAUCCAGAAGAUACACUGGUUGAAGCAAUACCAGAUAUAUUUUCUCAACCUGGAAGAGGAAGUGGUAAAGAAAAAGAAACAUGGUUCAAGGAAGAAGAUUAUCAUAUCGCACAUACAUAUGUUUUGCGGAACUGCGAUCAACUAAGACCAUUUGAAAGGUUAUUUGAUGCGAGUUUAAUUGCUGCACAUCCUGGAAUGCGCGAAAACGAACUAAUUGAGUUGGGAGAAAAAACUUAUGCAAGUUGGUUAAAAAAACAUGUGGAGGAUACUUGGAAUGAUAAUGCAUAUCCUAAGUGGUUGAUGAGUCUCGUUCAUGGUCCGUUGGUUCAAGUUACUUCCUGGCCAAUGUACUUUUGCCGUGGAUAUAUAUUUCAUACAUAUGAUCAUGGGAAAGACAAAAAGAAUGCUAAUUAUGGAGUUUGCGUCAAAGGUACAUCAUCUAGUGGCUCAGGUGGUGAACCUGGUUUCUAUGGAGUACUGAGAGAGAUUUUGGAGCUUCAUUAUUCCGGACCACCUGAAUCUAAGUACUAA
This is a messenger RNA of Microthlaspi erraticum, 777 nucleotides long. NCBI's taxonomy places the organism in Eukaryota, Viridiplantae, Streptophyta, Magnoliopsida, Brassicales, Brassicaceae. The record is from the annotation of a GenBank genome assembly.